UUACUAUGUUGACUAAAGAGACAGAGAGACAAGAGGCCAUCCUAUGACUGCAGUCACUACCCAAAUGGUGUAAGAGAGCAAGGUAGAGUGAGGGAUUGGAGGAGGGGAAUAGCACAGGAAGGAAGGGAGGGAUUGGACGACAGAGUUGCGAGGCAAACCAGGGAUCACAUGAGCAGGGAUCUGUUUACAAACUGAAACUGUGCGGCUGGGAAAGAGAAGCAGAGCAACUAACUUUCCUGGAGAAUAUUCCAAACAACCUUUACCUUGAACCCAAGACCCUUGUGUUUUUGGCAUGGAUAUUUGAAGAAUGAGCUGAGGCCUUUGUUUUUUCUACUUUCUUGAUGGAAGGAUUGAGAGAGCAGAUGGUUUUAGGUGGAGAGAAAAAAUACUCCCCCACAUAGGCAGACACACACACAUAAACACUCUAGAGAUAUAGCAGCUUGAUGGUGCAAAGAAUUGUGUAUGUGUGGCUGUGUUCUUUGUUUCUUUGAAGGGCCUGUUUUCAGUGAAAGGGAUAUUGCUCAAAACCCUCAAUUUUUAAAGAGACAUCGCAGAAGAGGAACUAGAAUAAAGAACAAGGACAUCAAAGAUGGGCAAGGCACACCAAACUCUUUUGCAAUAAGGCUUCAAGGGAAAACAAAGGCAGUUUUCCUAGGGAUUCUUGCUGCAGAUUUUCAUGAAUUACUCAUAUUUUUGGAUUUUUUGAGAUCACUAACAACCAUACGGAGGAAUUAUCAAGGAAUUCAUUUACUUUUGUAUAUGACAACACAAAGCAAUCAGAUUUGAAGUGCCAUUCAGCCGCAUAUGGACUCAUUCUCGAAGACAAGAGGAAUAUCAAGGGCAAAUUAUGCUUCCUUUGUCUUCGUAACAAAGCACCUUGUGCAUAUUCACAUCACUGAAGCCAAAGAGUGUUUGAAAGCUUUUGUUCUUCAACAAUGGCAUCAUAAAAGUGGAAUAAAUGAAGCUAUAAUUGAGCUAUAAUCAAGAGAGCACACUCUUUCAGUUAAGAGAUGAUUUUUAGACCCACUAACCUACAACUGCUUUGAGUGCAUUGCAGAACAUUGUUGUGAAUAAGGUUGUGGUUGCAUUCCCAGGACCCCCGCAUUGCCUGUUCCUGACAAGCACUGAGUUGCAGCACCAGUGCUUGGAGUCAGAUUACAUGCAACCAUUACAAUGGUGUAACGGCUGCCUCUGUGGUCUAGGACUGCAGCAUUCAGACUGUGAUUUGUCAGAAGAAGACAUCUAUCACCUACCGCUCAACAUGUAUGUCAUUGUUCUGGGCAUAGGCAUGUUCAUCUUCAUGCUCGCAGUACUAUUCUGCUGCUAUCUGUUCAGGUUGAAACAGCAAGGCACAAGUGAGCAGUACAGCUACAAUGAGGUGGUGUUAAAAGGUGCUGGAAAGAAGUUGAGCCUGCUGGGACAACCCUGUGCUGUAUGUCUAGAGGAAUUCAAGACCAGAGAUGAACUGGGCGUGUGCCCGUGUUCACACACCUUUCAUAAGAAGUGCCUGCUAAAAUGGCUUGAGAUCCGCAGCGUCUGUCCGAUGUGCAAUAAACCCAUAAUGCGUCUACAGAGUGCCGACACCCCACGAGGAGCGGAGGGGCUUCAGGACCCCGAAGAAGUGUGACCCCAAAAACUGUAUGGCCCAUGGUCAGAUUAACACUCUCUAGUUCUGCAAACAUUGGAACAUAUAUGAUCUGCCAAGGCUCUCCAUAGCCA
Messenger RNA from Myxocyprinus asiaticus (Chinese sucker), 1719 nucleotides. RefSeq lists its product as uncharacterized. Gene Ontology annotation, molecular function: ubiquitin protein ligase activity. The transcript is spliced from 6 exons. Gene Ontology annotation, cellular component: endomembrane system. Bases 1160 to 1627 code for a protein of 155 amino acids. Lineage: Eukaryota; Metazoa; Chordata; Actinopteri; Cypriniformes; Catostomidae. The record is from RefSeq and is a predicted model, not a curated record.